This is a messenger RNA of Ceratina calcarata, 798 nucleotides long. RefSeq names its product neuropeptide Y receptor type 2-like. The transcript has 5 exons. The record is from RefSeq and is a predicted model, not a curated record. Gene Ontology annotation, molecular function: neuropeptide Y receptor activity. The annotation marks the transcript as partial. Lineage: Eukaryota; Metazoa; Arthropoda; Insecta; Hymenoptera; Apidae. Gene Ontology annotation, cellular component: plasma membrane. Gene Ontology annotation, biological process: G protein-coupled receptor signaling pathway.
AUAAACACGACGUGGCCCAUAGAAGAUGAAAAUUCCAUAAUCUUCUGGUCACUCAUAAUGAACACCACGAUCAAUGUCCACUUGAACGUCACAGUGGACGAUAAUAAUUCCGAUUCGGUGUACGAUGUACCUACCCUGAUCCUAGUGCUGCUCAGCAUUCUCUAUGGAACAAUCUCUGUUUUAGCAGUACUGGGAAAUUCUCUUGUCAUAUGGAUAAUAGUAACCUCGAAACGCAUGCAUAAUGUAACCAAUUAUUACAUAGCGAAUCUAGCGUUAGCAGACAUCGUUAUUGGCCUAUUUGCCAUUCCCUUUCAGUUUCAAGCAGCCUUGUUGCAAAGAUGGAACCUGCCACACUUUAUGUGCGCCUUCUGCCCGUUUGUGCAAAUCCUCUCUGUGAACGUCUCGGUGUUUACCUUAACAGCGAUUGCAAUCGACCGACAUCGAGCAAUAUUGAAACCCCUCAGUGUGAGACCUAGCAAACUGACGGCUAAAAUAGUGAUCGCUGGAAUCUGGCUCGUGGCGAUGGUCCUGGCGACGCCAAUGGCAGUGGCACGUAGGGUCAUUAUGGUCCCAGAAGGACUUAUUUGGUCCCCAACAGAUAUAGACAAACUGAAGCCGUUCUGCCAAGCUGUGAAUCUGUCCAGUAGAACGAUGCUAAUUUACUCGAUGCUCCUGGCGUUUCUGCAAUACUUAACACCGUUAUCAAUUAUUUUCUGCGUGUACACAAGAAUGGCCCUAAAGCUGUGGGGCAACAGGGCGCCCGGGAACGCAGAGGAUUUCCGUGACGCGAAUUUCAUG